AUUGCAUCUCGCUGUCUCCCCAAGUUGAACUGCCGUCUGUUCCGUUCAAGAUGGCUUCCUUGUCCAUGUCGCUCCAUGCCGUCAACCAUCGGUUGACCAACAUUCCGGUCAAACAGCUCCCCCCCAUCGCAUCAUGCCUGGCGACAUCCUUGAGCAAUUGCGGGGAGCUGCUCUCCUCCCCUCAGCAGCAAAAGUCGGCCAAGUCCGACUCGGAUGAUGCCGUGCAGGUGCACCGAUUGAUGACCCGAUUGACGAGCUUGCUGCAAGAUCGAACUCCGGAAGGCCGAUGGACUGCUGUGGUGCUCGUGAAAGCCGUGGUGGAGGCGGGUCAAUGGGAAGUUUUGCGAGGAUGCGAGCCGUUCGUUCGCGGUCUGAUGACCAUUUUGACGAAAGCCGAUCCUACUUCUACCAAGAAAAUGGCCAUCAUCACCUUGACCAGAAUUUUCCACCUGACCUACCAGUAUCCUACCCUCGUGCGCGAAAUCACUACACCCUCUCUACCAGGGUUCAUCACCUCGGCCCUGAACCUGAUCUCCGUCAAACCCUCCUCCGAACCGAUUAGAACGCUCAAGCCCAAUGCAGCGCCCUUCUUGGAAAUCGUUCUACAUGCGUUUGGAGAGCUGAUCGGCCGGCAUCCCACCAUCUUCCGUCCGUUCUCGGCGCAAAUCCACAGUCUCCUGCAGAUUAUCAUUGGAUCAACCUCACCUAGGUUCCCCGAGCCAGUGGUGGAGGUUGCCGAGCGAUUGUUUGUCUUGCUUCACAACUGUGCCCCCAAGAAUACGUCGGGAGAAGAAUGGAAGAAUGCAUGCCAGAUGACACUUGCUUCUCUCCAUGGGACUGCGCACUACGUUUUCCGAGCCGUGGUCGAACAAUGGGAAUCCACUGACCCAUCGUUGCGGAUGAAUGUGGGACCGCAAGAUUACAGUCAAGAGGCGCGCGAUCUGGGGCCAGACCCGUUGGGACUUCCGAGCUGGCAGGGAAUCGGGUCCGGCGUGGAUAGACUUGUUGUGCUGCUACGACUGUUGUCGGCUUUCCUGAAAACCCCAUCCGCCUCGACCGUAUCCAUUCCCAUCGGAUCUAUCCUGGAUUUGACUUCGCGACUGACUUCGGUGACGGUCUCAGCAGAUGGGGCCAAGCUCCAGACUAACGCUCAGAUUGGUCGCGCAGAAAGAGAAAGUCUAUUUGCGGAGCUCCCUCGCAUCCAUACUGCAUGCUUGAAGCUGCUUCUUACUUUUGUAGAGAAGCUGGAAACCGGUGCUGUUCCGGUAGGACAAACGAUUCUCGAACAGUCCCUUUGGGUCUUCCGCGCGGAAAAGUCCAGCCGGGAGGUUCGAACUGCUACAUAUGAUCUGGUUCGCGCCUUGUUUACGCAAAUGGGGCCAUCAUUGACGAAGCAAAGCGUCUCGUCUCUGACUAACCUAGUCCAAACAUGCUGCUACGACCUCUUACCCCCUCCUGGCGAUGAAAGCGCAUCGGCGAAACUCUCGACCGAUCCGAAGAGCAAAACCAAGUCGAACCAAGCGACGACAAAUGCCGAUUCUUUCUUGAAUCCUGGCCUAAAAUCGGGUCGUCAACUGAGUCCGUCGUCGUCAUUCCCUGAUCUCAAACGAGCUGCAUCGGCACUUAUUCCCGCUAUGCUCAUCAAUGUACCCACUGAAUUCCUGGCUCCAUCCUUGCGGGCUGAAAUCGAUCGGACGAUAAUCAUGACGUCCGAUAAGAACGCGAUGUUUGCCAGUGUUCUCAAUCCCGUCCCACCCAUGAAGGGCCGUGGAAUGGGUGCCAGCAUCAUUCCAUUCUUGGCUCGCGGCUAUGCCGCAGAAAUGGAGGUAGAGGGACUCAUCAGGCCUCGAAUGCCCGUGCUAACAAAUGCAUCCUCUGCUCUUGGCGGGUACGCUUACAUUGAGGAUGAGGAUGAGGAUGAAGAGGAUGGAACUGUUCCGGCAUCGGUGUCUCACGUAACACCUGCUAAUACUGGGUUUCUGAAACAAUCUGCCACUCCAGUCCUGCAGAAUGAUUUGAUGGACAUUCAAGAGUCGCAGCCCACCGUACCAUCUAUCAACAAGCGAAGCCACGGCGAAGAUCUAUCUCGAUCUCUUGCUACCCCAUCUAGCGCCGCCCAGACGGGACAAGCAAACGGACAGAGCAAGAGACCCCGGGUUGAAAAUGAAGUUGUCGCCGCUCCAAGCCAGCCUUCCGUGGACAGGGCAUCGCCUGACACAUUCACGGGCACCGCAGCUAUCCCUGUUCCUACUUCCUCGGCUACGUCUACUCAUGCGCCACCCGCGCAAACCACCAGCGUCAACACAUCGACUACAGCGACCGUUGGAGGUCCAUUGUCAGGUACGGCCGUAUCACGGCCCAUGGCUUCAUCGGCAAAGGCUGAGACCGCAGCGACAGAGGCGGGAGAUGACGAGAGCGACGAUGAGCUGCCAACGCUCAACAUGGAUCCGGAUACGGAUGACGAGGACGAGGAGGAUGUCACGAUGGGCGAGUCAUAAACUGUCUUUGCUGUAUGAUAAUGUAAUACCGAGCUCAAAUUGU
Messenger RNA from Aspergillus steynii IBT 23096, 2541 nucleotides. RefSeq lists its product as uncharacterized. Bases 51 to 2498 code for a protein of 815 amino acids. Gene Ontology annotation, cellular component: nucleus. Lineage: Eukaryota; Fungi; Ascomycota; Eurotiomycetes; Eurotiales; Aspergillaceae. Gene Ontology annotation, biological process: rRNA processing. The transcript is spliced from 2 exons. The record is from RefSeq and is a predicted model, not a curated record.